AUGACGGACACUGAGCCAAAUAAUGAAAACAUCACUGCAGAUCCACCUACUACAGGUAAACAAUCAGUUACAUUACGCCUGUUGUUAUACAAAUUCUGCGUAGCUCCGGUAAGAGGAAACAUCAAACAAUUUGCGCUGCAAAUGCCGUAUUCAAUUUUAUUUGACAAUUUGAUUGCAGUGUUGUGGUCAAUGUACAACAAAGAAACACAAAUGCGAUGUGGYAUUAAUCAAAUUCAAUGGGCGUUAGAGUUUUUGAGAUGUUUAAAGGUGGAUUAUAGUUACCCAGAAAGCAUUGGUAAAAUUGUAAAAACGCUUGAAAAAAAUAUGAUAGAACUUUACUCUAAAAUUAAUGAAAUACAGUAUAAAAAAAAAAUGCAAGAAUCAAGCGUUGAACUUUUAGAUUUUAAAACCGAUAUAAAACCUGAUCAAAAAAUGAUAGAUGAACAUUCCUUAUAUUUUAACGAAAAAGAUAUUCAGAAAAAAUUAGUAGAUAUUGAAAUACGAAUGGAUCGAGUAACUAAUCAGCCAAGAUACAUCAAAGAAUUAAACGAAUUGGGUAAGAGAAAACCAAAAGUCGAAGACUGCAAAGAUGACAAUAAAUCUCCACAAACAUUUGUGAUAGGAGCGUUAAAAAAAAUAUUGAAAAAAUCUACAGAGGCAGAUACUAUAACAGAUGUCGAAAAAUUAAUUAAAGAACUAAACAUUCAGAAUAAAAUUCCUUCUGCAGCAGGAGAUAAGACACCUUCUACAGGAUAA
Molecule: messenger RNA, 756 nt
Organism: Diuraphis noxia (Russian wheat aphid)
Lineage: Eukaryota; Metazoa; Arthropoda; Insecta; Hemiptera; Aphididae
Source: RefSeq, a predicted model, not a curated record